Messenger RNA from Momordica charantia (bitter melon), 1742 nucleotides. It is a transcript of the gene BASL, whose product is annotated as breaking of asymmetry in the stomatal lineage. Gene Ontology annotation, biological process: regulation of asymmetric cell division. NCBI's taxonomy places the organism in Eukaryota, Viridiplantae, Streptophyta, Magnoliopsida, Cucurbitales, Cucurbitaceae. The record is from RefSeq and is a predicted model, not a curated record.
CAAAGUUUGCAGUGGACUUCCCCGCCGGAAGUCAAAAAUAAACCAGAAAACGAAGAAACUUCCACUAAUCUCCGCCUGUUUCAAUCUCCUCUACGCUUCGUAUUAGCUAGAUUUACGCGAAUAUCUUUCUCCAUUACUUCACAGGUAUUAAUUAUCAAUGCGCAAUCUGGGCAAUGUCGAUAAUUUCCUUUUCUCUGCGGGCAAGAUUUCAUAUGAAGAGUCCCAAGAGUUCGAAAUCAGUCGCCUCUUUUAUGAAGAAUUCAAAGAGUUCGAAACAUUUUCCGUUUCAAAUGGCGACCAAUCUGGUUGUUACGCUGAUCGUCGUCGUUACAAUCCAGAAGAAUUGGAUUUCACAUGAAACGAUUGCAGAUUAAGAAUUUAACUGCACUUGUAUGCAUAGUUAGGAGAUGAUUGGUUGAAGAUGUGUACUUACACCGGCCGAUGAAAACUCGUACUUCUUCUUGAUUUGAUCAACUGCGCCUACCUUAUUAUCUGGAUUCUAGUCAGGUUGCUCUUCCUUGGCCGAGUUUCCUGAAUUUUUUUUGAUGAAGCAUGUACUGAUUCAAUUAACUCGAAGAUCUAAGUUAAGUAUAGUUUGGAUUUGUAAAGCGUAAAGCCAUAGUUGGUAGUUUAAUUCUCAUAGAAAUAGAAGUUUCAAUUUCACAUUCACGUUCACACACCAAGCAGCCAAUAGCCAAUAGUAAAUGUAGGCAUAAAAUGUGGAAAAUAUAAUUCUACAGUUUCACAUUCUCACACCAAGCCGCCAACAAUAAAUUCAGACAUGCUCUCCCUUUCAAAUUCAAAGGUUAGUUUCCCUCUCUCUCACACUCUUUCUCUCUCUGCAAAACUGUUUUAAAAGAGCGAAAAGGAGGAAACAUUGGACGAUAGAAAGAGACACAAAAAUGUCCACUCCAUGGACAAUGACACGGCUGGUGAGAUGGCAAGUCAGAGACUGGGCUUCAUGCUUCUUAGCUUGCAGAUUUCCUUUAGAUGAUGAACCAGACAGAUAUUUCACUUCUACACCACCUCCAGUGCCAAUAAGAACCAUGGUUGUUGAUAGAAAGAGUAUUGCCUCGAGAGGUAAAGAGGAUAGCAAGAAGAUGUCAAGGCAGAGAAAGGGUGAGAAGGGUGAGAACAAGAGGCAGGAAAAACGCUUCUCGCCACAGACUUCUGAUGCUGCUGUUGAAAACAAGAUGACUGAUAAUCCAAACUGGCUACAAUUCGAAGAUGAAAACUACAUUGUCUUCUGCUUCAAUGAUGGAGCAUUUGAUGUUACAAAGAAUGGGAACUCAGAGGCUUCCAAUCGCAUUGAUUUGGUUGCAGCACGUUCAAGACCAGUUAGUCGGAAGCUUGAUUAUGGCAAAGAUGACAAAUCAGUCAAAAGAAGCAGUAGUGAGAAGAAGUUAAAUGGAGGCCCACCUCAAAAGGAUGAAGAAGAACAAGUGGAUAAAGAAUCAGCUAUGGGUGAGAGUGAGGCGAUUUGUGACUGUAGGAUCGUGGCAGUGUCUACUGAAUCAAGUGACUCAAAUCAUUCAGAUGUCAGCAAUGGCUCCUUCGCCUUUCCUGUGUUGGGAUUGGAGUGGAGUGGAAGUCCUGUGCAGAUGCCAAAAUCAGAGGGUUUGCAGCUGAGAAAGCACAAGUCGCGGUGUGUAGGAUUCCAGUGUUGUAAAUUCUGAAACAGAAACUGAAAUUAGGAUUUUAUUUGCCUCCAUUUUUAUUCAAAAUCCCAAACCAAUUCUCAA